AUGGAGGAGGACGAGGCGGGCGCGGCGAGCGCGGAGCCGCGGGGCUCCCGCCACCGCUCGCCCAGCCCUGGCCGCCUGGAUGUGAGCUCCAGCCGCUUCGACCCGCUGCUGGCGCUCUACUCGCCGCGCACGCCGCUGCCCUUCCCCGCCGCGCCCUGCUUCAACAACCUCGCCGAGUACGAGAGCUUCCAGCGCGGCCUGCGCCGCCCGCACGGCCGCCGCGGUGCCCCCGCCAGCCGCGGUGCCCCUGCCGCCCGCGCGUCCCGCCGGGGCCCGCCCGCCCCCGACCCCGAGCGCAUCCAGCGCCUCCGCAGCCUCAUGGUCAACGCGGGCCCCGAGCAGGAGGCGGCUGAAGGCGGAACGGCGACGCGGCGGCGGCGGGCACCGCGCAAUGUCCUCACCAGGAUGCCCCUCCAUGAAGGCAGCCCGCUGGGGGAGCUCCAUCGCUGUGUCCGAGAUGGUGUCAGAAUCAAUGUCCACAUCCGCACUUUCAAAGGGCUCCGUGGAGUCUGCACAGGCUUUUUGGUUGCCUUUGACAAAUUCUGGAAUAUGGCCCUGACAGAUGUGGAUGAGACUUACAGGAAACCAGUAAUGGGCAAAGCCUUCUAUGCAGAACCUCAGCUCUCACUGACCCGACUGUUUGACAGACUCAAGCUGCAGGAAUCCUCAGGGAAGAAGAGAGCUGACUCAAAGACUGUCUCACAGGAGGUGGCCCUGACAAAUGACUCUCAGAUGCUGAGUUUGAAGGCUGGAUCUGGACGAGGGAGAGCAGAAGAGGAGCGUGAGAGGCAGAAACAUUUGGGCAGAGCUGGAGAGAAGAAGACUCCAGGUGACAGAAGUGAAGCUGAUGUGGGCAGCAGGACUGCCCACACAGAGGGGGCCAGUGCUGGUGGGGCCCGAGUGAGGAGCCAGCCCCGGAGGAGAAGGCGGCCCAAGGUGGAUUAUCAGCAGGUGUUCACACGCCACAUAAACCAGAUCUUUAUUCGAGGAGAGAAUGUCUUGCUUGUCCAUUUAGCACAUUGACUUGGCUGAGCCUUUGUCAGAGUAUUUAUUUGAUAGCAUGACUUGCUGCUGCAGCUCCCAUUGCUGUUUAGAGUUGUCAUUGAGUAGGAUGGUACUGUGGCUGGUUUCCCAUUGCCACCUCAAGGCAGGGGAAAGAAUUUUAACUUGAGCAUCCUGGGCUUGAUGCCAAAGCAGCCUCCUUAGAUCACUGUUGGGGGUCUUAGGAGAAGGUCAGCAACAGAGUUGUUUCUGUGAUAUGAGGAAGUUAAGCACAGAGAGAAUUUUGGUGUACUCUGUUACAGGAACUACUUGUGGCACACAUUUAAGGAUAAGAUCUGGACCUGCAAUAAAUCAGAAAUGCUCUUUUGCACAUUCUGAGUAAUAUCAAGAGGAAAUUGCUAAUGAAACCAACAGUUUAUCUGCUGCUGUUACAUGGAUGUCCUCUUUUCCAGAUAUAAUUCUGACAGUCAUUUUGAAAUAGUUGAAAACAUUGAAGUCACAUCCUGCUGAUGGCUACUGGCCUCUUUGCCAUAGUUAGCUCUGUAAAUGCUCUGUGUGAUAGAAAACCUCUUAAUUGUAAAGUAUUCUUUUAUUGUGGGUGAUGACAGGACUGUAACUUGUUUCCAGUAUCAAAGCUUAGGCUCUCUUUGUAAUGCUGUGCUUUGGCCCUGUGUCACCAGCAAGCCAAUGAUGUAGCUGCCUCAGAGACCUCCCUGUUUGGAGUUUAUCUGUGGCUGAGGAUGGAGAACUAUCCUUUCAUAUUUCACCCACUUGCUACUUAGUGUAAGAGUGAAGCUGGCAAAGAUUGGGUUUUUCUCUGGUGUGUUUGUACACACCUGUCCUGUAUUUAAACACCUUUCAGGCUCCCUUAAUGAAACCAGGAGCUGCUGUGUCUCCAGCAGCUCUCAUGGAGCAGGACUUUUCAUGGGUCUUUCCUGUCCCUGUGAGGGAUGCAUCAUGUAAUUCCAGUUGAGCUUUAGAGAUGCGCCUGAAAAGGUUUUGAAAUAUAGAAGUCAAACUCAACUCAUCAGGGUUUCAUUUUAGCAAGGCUGUUGAAUUAUUGCAGAUCAGACCAGGGUUCUGCAGGUAUAAACUGCUUUCCAAAAAACCUACCUGCAGAAGUUUGAGGGUAAAUGAAGCUGUUCCAUUAUGUAGUCUGUUCCCUUUGUUGUCAAAGGAGAUUUCCUGCUGCUAUUCUGUAUUCAUCUCAACUGCCUUGUGCUUUGCAGCAGCUCUGUGUGUUUAAGCUGAAGUUGGGAAAUUUCUUUGUAGCAGGACUUACAUUGCAUAUAGAUGCCCUGAGUUCUCAAAUUGAGUGGCUGUACUGUGGGUGACAUGGAUUUCUGUUGCUGCAGAUGCAGCAUUCUGCUUGCUGGGUCGUUAGGGAUAUGUCUGGUGUUUGGGUGAAUCACAGAAAUCAUUUAGCAGGCAUUCUGGACACACAAAGCAGCUGUUUGCCUCUGGGGGAGCUUGAAACUUAUGUCAACAUUUCAUAUGACAUGGGGCUUGAUGAGCUCAGCCACUGAGCUCAAAGCCAAGUUCAGUCUGGGACAGAAUAAAAAGUACUGUUCAGGCAAAUUAGUUUCAUCAAGGGAGAAAAAGAAAAGAAAAGAAAAAAAAUUAAAUACUCUCUGCAGCUUCUUCUGAAACAUUGCUUUACUGCUGUAAUCCCAUCCCUCUGUGAACUGAGACUAGGCACUGAAAGAUUCUUCUCAUGGAGGUCCUCGUUUCCCCUCUCUUCUUUACUGUUCAUGUUUGUGUUCAUGUGCUCUGCAGUUUUUCCCUUUUUUUCUUCUUUUUUUUUUCCCCCCUUACUCCUGUCAAUACUUUGUCUCCUCAGGACAUUCUAAACUCUGGUUUACAAAGACUGUUCUUGUCCUGGCCUUCUUCACCCUUUCCUGGUUGGCUUUCUAAGUACUAAGCAGAACCCUCACUAAUUACUGGAAACGUGAAGCUAGAAACAAGGUGCUUAUCUCUGCUCCUGACUUCGCAGCAGCUUUUAUUGCAAGUGAAUAUUUUCUUCCUUAUGGUUGUGGGGAUUUUCCUCUCUGUUUUCUGGCAGCUUUGUUCUUAUUUCAGCUGCUUGGGAUGACUCCUCUCUGCCUUUUCUAUUAGUACCAAAGGCCAUUGGUUCUGACCUCUCCUCUUUCUUUCAUAUUUGACCAAAGGGUGUCAGAUCACCCUCAGGCUGACAUACAGUGACAGCUCAUUGAAUUCUUGCUUUUCUUCACCUCAUAUUUUUAAAUCUAUUUGUCUGCCUAGUUAAUGCCUUGUGCACUAACUAAGAUACAACUACCGUGAAUGUUUUUGUGGUUGUGCUGCCUUUCCUGUUGAUUGACACUUCCCCAAGUUCUCAGUUACUGCUGGAAGUCUCAAUGUUUCCUUUCAUAAUGGGUUCUUCCCUGAAACCUUACAGAUGUUUGUUGCUUCACAUCUACAAGUUUCUUUGUUUACAUUUUAUGAAAAAUGUUGGUGCUUAGACUUAAGUUUGUGCCUUGAUUUUUAUAUCAUCCCUGACCUGUUCUUCCAGAAUCAUCACCUUGGUGAGCAAAUCUGGUUAAGGAUUAUAGUUUUAUAGAUAUCUACUUUUUUUGCACUACCUCAUUGUUAAAAUGUUCCUCCCGUCAUCUGUGAAGCUGGUUAAACUGCUCUCUUCUAGUUUAGAUUUAAUGAAUUAUUUGUUGGUUCUUCAUUUGUAUCCUACUUUCCUGUCCUCGUUUCUUAUUAUUUCCAAGCUGCUUCCUAAAUACUGCUUCUUCCUCUUCUACAACUUCAGAUCUUCCAAAAUGUCUUCCUUUUCCCACUUUUUCUGGCAUUGUGUAUUUUUAAAAUGCAUUAUUAAAAUGCUGUCGUACAGAUUUUGUCUCUUUCAAGUAUCGUGAUUGUGAUGAAGCAAGUGAUCCUGUAGGUGUGUUGUCACUUGCUUGUUCAAUACUGCAGAUAACAUUGCUCUUUAAAUAAAAUGGAAUGCCAUGUUCUGAAAUGGGUUCUUCUACCUCACUGAAGUAUUCUCCUAAAUCUGUUUAAAAAAAAAGAAAAAAAAAAGAAAACAAUUUGGAAGCAAAUGAGUUUUGGGUUUCAGUGUUUUUUUUAAAUUGUUUCUGGUUGUUUCUUUCUAUGAUUUUCCUUUUCCAAACUCAACAUAAAAUUUUUUGUUCAAAAAGUUUUUUGCUCCCAGCCCUUCCUCUCUUGCUGCAGUGAUGCUGUGAGCAUGAACACACCAAAGUCUUUGUGCUAAGGAAUGAAGAGCAGGAAACAGAGAGCAACAUGAGAGUAAAAAAGCUUUGGGCAGAUAUGAAAACCUCCCCCGAAAGGAUCAGCAGGUGCCACCUGUCCUGUAUUCCUGGGACUUAGCUCAGCCUGGUGCUCAGCAGUGGUUCUUAAAGUGUGUUUGGGGUGAGGUACUGCAGGGAGCAGUUUUCUGCAAUAAUUUCAAAGAAGCAUUGGGAUAAUUUGGGGAAGUUUUAAAAUAAUUUCCCAUUUCUGGGAUGAUUUCUUAGGAAAUGUUUUUGCACAGGUGCUUCACUUUUAUCAAACCCUCCUUAGGCUGUGGUUGUAGAAAAGGUAAGGCCAAAGGGGGAAAAAAGCUAAUAAAAAAGUGUGGGUUUGGUUCCUUCUCUGAACUGACACCUCUAGCUUGGUAAUUGCCUGGAAGGGUAUUUUCUGACCUAGAGUGAAGUACUUAGCACGUCCUCUGCAGGUGAUUACUGAAUUAAUCAGUGAGCGCUGUUUUCCAUCUGCUUCUUCCCCUUCAGUGUUUGGAUUCAUUGUUUCUUCUGCAGCAUUCCCUCAGCAGGGCAGUGUCUCAGCAGGAACAGGCCUGAGUGCCCACUGAUUUUUACUCUUCCCUAAGGAAUGUUACCCCAUCCAGUUUUGAAUUCAAAGAGCUUUUGGCUAGGCUUCAUUUUCAUACUGUUCUCUUUAGAUUUUUGGAUUUAUUUGGUCAGAAGAAUUAUUUAUCUUGGAUUAGUAUUACUUUUUGGAGUAAACUGAUUUUUUGAAACUUUUAAAAAAUAAGUUUUUCCUUAUUUUCCUCCACAAAUUGCUAGAUUUUCCUAGUUUGUUGUUGCAGUCACCCACUUGCACCUGUGAAUCACUGGGUGAAGAGGUGUGCAGGAUAAAAAGAGGCAGAGUAAAAAGGUACGUAAUUUUUAUUGAAUUUGACGUUCUGUCCAACAUUCUGCCCACACUCAGCCUUUCUGUUUCUUACUGGCACUGACCUAAGUGAGGCAGGUGUAAAUGAUUUGAUCCAGAAUCUUGAAGGAAAAUGGAGCAGGGACAGCAGACUGAAAGUACUGAGUUUAUGAAGAUGUUUAUCUCCAGGUAAACUUCCUGUCUUUGACUAAACAGAUCAGAGUUAUAAGCACUGACUUAUACUGCUAGCUCUGCCUCUUGAUAAAACUGGAAGGCAGAGUCCUGCAGCUUUUCAGAGGUGAUGCAGUGAUUCCCUCAGCCAGGACAGCUCUUGCCUGAGAAGCUGCUCAGGUAUAUGCCAGUGUCUGCCUCAGAGCAUAACUGCAAAUACUGCCAAUUAAUAUGAGGAUGUUUUCUCUCCUGCCUGCACUGCCAAGUGUAAAAUAUGAAUGCUGAAGUCUGCAGCAUCUGCAGCCCAGAACUACUUCAGUUCGUGCUUUCGCUUCUUGACAUUGGCUUAAAAAAUUCAAGUUUGUGCUAAUGGCAAUCCUAAGACAGUCUUUUAGAACAUUAGGAAAGCCUGCUGCUGACUAGAAAUAAUAUUGGAAAAGUAAGUUUUUACAGAAUUUGUGAAAUUGUGAUUGUAAUUAGUAUUGCAAACCAGGAAAGACUGAGAGAGUUAGAAUUGUUCAGCCUGGAGAAGAGAAGCUUUGGGGUGACCUAAUUGCAGCCUUUGAGUACCUGAAGGGAGCUUACAAGAAAGAUGGAGAGAGACUACUGACAAGGGCCAGGAGCGCCAGGACAAGAGGGAAUGGCUUCACACUGACAGAGAGUAGUGUUAGAUGGGAUAUUAGGCAAAGACAAAGGAGGGGAGAGGAAUUACUCAGGUGGUGGUAACUCUUUGACAUGGGAAGGGGCUUUCUAACCUGUGCCUUGGGCACAAUCCUGCCAGCACUGGGCAGUUGAGCUCUGUAGAUGAAGGGGAGGAUGCUGAGCCAGCUCUUGAGUGCAGCCUCCCUUAUGCUGUGAACCUUUCACAGCACCUGAACUGCCCCUGGAAUCUCUGCCAGGCUCCUGCCCUAACGACUGACAUGUUUGAUCCUGCCUCUUAAUAUUUUACAGAUGAAACCCAGUGGGAGAAGAAGGAAUUAAGCAAAUUUGCCCUUUUGAGGUGGGGAUGGAGAAGGCUUGGUUUUCCUUGGCUUCCUGGGGUGCAGGAGAAAGGACUAUUUUAAUGGGGAAAUAGCAGAGAUGUUUGUCUCAUGAUGUUUACAAGUCCUUUCAGAUGUCACUGUAAGUGCUCUUGCUCUUAGCUGGUGGAAGUGAAGGCCUGUCAGGGAAGGAAAAUGCCUCCUGAUGUUCCUGGAUAACUAUCUUAUUAGCUUCUAGCUUUCUGGUGUACACCCGGAUGACUUUGUUGAAAAAAAAUUAGUACACCUGAGACUUUCAGUCAGUCUUGUAUUCGUUUAGAAUGAAAAGUAGUUUGAUCAGUUUGUGUGAAAACAUAUCCAUCCUUUUUUCCUCUCAAAAGAUCAGUGCUCUCCCUCAGGAAAGAAAUGAAAGCUGCUCCUAUAGCGAUUGCUUCUGAUUUCCACUGCUUCAGAGCAAAGUGCAGCUGUGCCAAGGUGUCUUCAGCUGACACAUUAUCCUGAGAGGAUGAGAUGAGAGAAAUGUUUGGUUUCUCUAAAACUAAAAUGGGCAUUACAAGGGGAGCAGAUGGGAUGACCUCUUUUCAAUAGUGCACACACCCACAGUAGUUGCCCAGACGGACUUGUUAACCAAUGAGUCACCUGUAAAACUUCCUUAGGGAGCCACAGAGGAGCAGCAUGAGCCGCCAGACAUGGAAUUGGAAGUCAGGGGCUGACAAAUUCCACUCUCUUCACUGCCUCUUGCUCACUGAAUGGUCUUGGCAAGUUGCUUCCAUCCCUCUCCCACAGCUGUAGCACAUCCAAGAGCACUCCUUGCCUGUCUUAGGAGGAGCUGGGGAAGUGGUAAAUGCUAUACAAGUGCCAAGUGUUGUUAUCAAAACUCUGUCAGGUAAUGUAGAUACAUCAACCCUCUGCCCUCUCCAGGCUCGUGACUGUUAGUUAACCUCACCUUGGCACAUGAAAACCAUGUGGGGAAUCAGGUACAAAAACACUCUUCAGUCUUGAAAUCACUGACGUCUUCAAGGUCACAUUUGGUGACUUCAAUAUCUGUUUCACAGCUGCAGUUCCAUGUUUGGGUCAGAUGGUGAUAAAUGAGGGUGUAACUUGUUUGUAAUUCCUUCUCUGUCUUCCUAAACAUUUUGUUUCUUAGGAAGCUGAUGCUGCUAUGAACAUAUUGGAUAAUACUGAAUUUGCAAUAUUCUGCUUUCCAGAUAUAAAUGUUUAUAUUUAAAAUUGCUAAGACUGCGAUGCAAUAAAUAUAUCCAUGUAACAGUU
This is a messenger RNA of Serinus canaria (Common canary), 7559 nucleotides long. RefSeq names its product LSM11, U7 small nuclear RNA associated (gene LSM11). The coding region runs from base 1 to 1023 and encodes 340 amino acids. The record is from RefSeq and is a predicted model, not a curated record. Gene Ontology annotation, molecular function: U7 snRNA binding. Gene Ontology annotation, biological process: mRNA 3'-end processing by stem-loop binding and cleavage. NCBI's taxonomy places the organism in Eukaryota, Metazoa, Chordata, Aves, Passeriformes, Fringillidae. Gene Ontology annotation, cellular component: U7 snRNP. The transcript has 4 exons.